Cucurbitaria berberidis CBS 394.84 is the source of this 2022-nucleotide messenger RNA. RefSeq lists its product as uncharacterized. Gene Ontology annotation, biological process: cleavage in ITS2 between 5.8S rRNA and LSU-rRNA of tricistronic rRNA transcript (SSU-rRNA, 5.8S rRNA, LSU-rRNA). Gene Ontology annotation, cellular component: nucleus. The transcript has 2 exons. Gene Ontology annotation, molecular function: polynucleotide 5'-hydroxyl-kinase activity. NCBI's taxonomy places the organism in Eukaryota, Fungi, Ascomycota, Dothideomycetes, Pleosporales, Cucurbitariaceae. Bases 1 to 2022 code for a protein of 673 amino acids. The record is from RefSeq and is a predicted model, not a curated record.
AUGUCAGGCAAGAGAAAGAGGGAUGAGGGUACUAGCUCAGGAACAGUUGCUGGUAGAAAGCCCCUAAGUGCCAUUGCAGCAGCACGAUUAAGAGCAGGAGCGGCGGCGGAGGGCAGCACCACGCCAGAAAUCACACACGAGCCAGUGCUUGCACCAUCAAGUCUACCGCCAGAAAGUCCAGAAUCAGGAUCUGGAUAUGGUGAACCCGAGCUCGGGAAUAAGGAGGAAGGCGAAGAAGAAGAAGAAACGCACGCUAUUAUCAAACGCAACUUCAAGCUCUGUAAUUGGCGAAACGAGUCCCAAAACAUCCUUUCCGACACGGAAUCCGAGCUCACCAUCAAUUUGAACAAGCAUACAACGAUUGCAUUGAUCGGGUGUUUCGAGUUCAAGGUGAUAAGAGGGGCUAUCAAUAUCAAUGGCGCUAAUAUAGGUGCACUCAGUCGGGAUGCCCAGAAGGGCGUUGUUCAUCGCGCAUUUGUGCCGUCUACACAUCCCAUUCUCAAGAUUAGGGGUCUAGACGGCACGAAUCACGUUCAGUUCAUGAGCUGUAAAGAAGCGGUGCCCAUCGCUGAGAACAGCCCGCUUUUUGCGAAUAUCUGGAACGCAGAGUUUGUAACUCGAUCAUUCAGCAUUAUCACAGAAUCCGAUGCAGACCCACUCUCUCGUAUCUUGACCCCAGAAGUUACCCCAGAAGGUUGGAUUCGUGCAAUUGAAGACUGCACCAGCACUUCUUCCAUCACACUCGUGACUGGAUCACCAAAUUCGGGAAAAUCCACUUUCGCCGGCCGACUUCUGAACCGCUACCUUACAGGUUUCGGCAAGACAGCUCGUCCUGUACCAGCCGUUUACUACCUAGAUCUCGAUCCCGGCAAGCCAGAAUACACGACCAGCGGUCAAAUAUCCCUUGUUUUGGUAAGAGAUAUCAAACUGAGCCCACGUUUUGCACAUCCGGCCACGGUAUCGGAUAUUGCAAGCUCAAAGGCAGAUGAGGUAAUACGCGCACACCCUAUCCCAACAAAUCUCACCAACUAUGCCGAUUACUACCACACAUGUAUUGAAGACCUUUUCCUAUCAUAUCGAACCUUGGCUUCACGCGAUACUUCUCUUCCACUCAUCAUCAACACGCCGGGAUUCUUAUACGCUUCGAGAUUUGACAUGUUAAACAAACUGCUCCUACGAUUUAAACCACACAACAUUAUCCACCUCGGAAAUACGCAAGCCACUGAUACCGAGACGGCAACUAAGAUGAAUUCGCUGCAGACGAUUUCUUCACAUUACCGCAGCACAAUCCACGAAAUUAUCGCACAGCCACCCCUGUCGAUUCCGGCUAGAACCGAUGUCGAGAUGAACGCCAUGCACAUGCAAUCCUACUUUCACAUCAAUACCACCAGCACGAAACCCGGCAAACCACGUAAAUUGUCUUGGGCGCCAGAGCCUCUUUCACAUCUCGUACCCUGGGAAUUCUGUUAUCAAGAGACGAUCGAGCGUUCACAAGAUAUCGUCGGCUUCACCAUGUACACCGAACCCAUCGAGCCUACUUCGUUGAUGACUACAUUGAAUGGUUCGAUUAUACAAAUUGUCCAAUCCAAUUCGUCCACUAUCCCCAGCCCAUAUACCGACCUUCCCAGGUCAAGUGGACAUGGAAUCCCUUACUUCCCAAAGUCGGAGUGCACGGGUAUGGUGGAGCCUUUGGACCCAAGGACAUCAAAACUGAUUUGUACGGCGAUGAUCCGAGGCUUUGAUCCUGACAAGAAGGUGGUUCAGGUUCUGGUGCCGAAAACGCAGGAGGCUCUCUUCUAUAACCUGUCGCCCGAGCGGACUGUGUUUGUGGGUGGGUGUUGCGACAUACCUGAGUGGGCGUAUCUAGAGGAUACGCCUGGGACAAAAGGGGUAGACCAAUUUGCGGCUUCAUCUCUAGAAAUAGAACCCAAAGACGGGCCGCUGUGGGUGGAGAAAGAGAGCACGAUGGAAGACAUGGGAUAUCUUAAUACGGUGCGCAGGGUGAGAAAAUUUCAGACGUAG